UUGGUGAUGCCGCGUCGAGCUAGUAACAAGGAUGAGGGUGAGCCGGUUUCUAGACGUUCAAGUGCCCGAAUUGCUGCAAAUAUAGCAAACAAAGAGACAACCACACCCAGUCCAAAGUCCACUAAAGCAGCUGAGGAAAUCACUAAAGUCAGUGUGCAAGAGCAUGAAAAUUAUGAUUCUUUACCUGGGGAUAUAAACGGAACAACCGAAACGCCUGUCAAGCGGUUUAAGGACAUUAUAAACGAUGAAGAGGAAAAGUCCAAAUCAGAUGAUGAGGCUGACGACAAGCAAGGUGAUCAUCAAGCAGAGGAUUUCGAAGUUAUCAAAAAAAGUGAUGUUCCGGACCCGGAUAGCGAUGAAGUUAAGUCUGCUAUCUCUGCUCAGGGGGAGGAUGGUUCUCUUCUCGUAGGCUUUGUGCAAGUCGAUAAAUCUGAGGUUCUUAGUCAUGAUAAUGAAGAAGUGCAGAAAGUUGUCGAAGUCCUAGAUAAAGUUCGAGAAGCCCCUGAUCAUGAAAAUACUCGCGGGGAUUCUCCUAGCCACUGUCCAGUCAAUGGAUACGCAAAAACGGAGUCUAUUCAACCCAUCUCAAAUGGCGUACAAAUCGAAUCCAGCUCAGAGGAUAAGCCUCCCGAAGCUAUUAAGCAUGCCGCCGAAUCUGUCGAAUCUUCAAGUGAUUUGUGUAGUGCUCCUUUGACCACUAACGAAAGCCAAUGA
Molecule: messenger RNA, 714 nt
Organism: Protopolystoma xenopodis
Lineage: Eukaryota; Metazoa; Platyhelminthes; Monogenea; Polystomatidea; Polystomatidae
Source: the annotation of a GenBank genome assembly